Messenger RNA from Misgurnus anguillicaudatus (oriental weatherfish), 781 nucleotides. NCBI's taxonomy places the organism in Eukaryota, Metazoa, Chordata, Actinopteri, Cypriniformes, Cobitidae. The record is from RefSeq and is a predicted model, not a curated record.
UCUAUAAAUAACAUGAGUAAUGUGUUUGAUGUGGGAAAAAAACAUCUUAAAACGUAUAAAGCCGAAAAGAGAAGGAUGUUUUGGAAACGCGAGAAGCGAUAUGUGUUCUGUCAGCAUGAACAGUGUGCACUAUGAGAGAAUCUCGAUGGCGAGCGGAAGAUUUGCUUUGUCGCUUAUCCUGACGCUCGUCGCUGCGUUAAUAUUUUCUGAAUAUAUGAUUUAUUACGCUGUUAUUUCGCAAUGCUCGUGGCCUGAUUUAGAUUCGCAUUCAGAUGUUCGGGCGUUAUUCCUCUCUGAUACACAUUUAUUAGGGGCCAUCAGAGGACACUGGCUGGACAAACUCAGAAGAGAGUGGCAGAUGGAAAGAGCAUUCCAGACUUCUUUGUGGCUUUUCAAACCAGAAGUUGUUUUUAUUUUAGGAGACGUGUUUGAUGAGGGCAAGUGGAGCUCGGCUGAGGACUGGGAAGAUGACGUCAAACGUUUCAAACAGAUCUUCCGCCAUCCCAGUGACACAGAGCUUGUUGUUCUUACCGGAAAUCAUGACAUCGGCUUUCAUUAUGAAAUGACACAGCAGAAGUUGGAGCGGUUUGAGCGAGUGUUUAAUGUGACGUCAGCCCGUAUCCUUACCAUUAGAGAUGUCAAUUUCUUGCUGGUGAACAGUGUUGCUUUGCAUGGUGAUCACUGCCUCAUCUGUCAGCGUGUGGAGAAUGAAUUGUACAAACUCUCGCAUGCUCUUAAUUGCUCCAUUCAGGUAAUUAAUAUAUAGACAUAUUGGUUUCAA